Molecule: messenger RNA, 1510 nt
Organism: Nanorana parkeri
Lineage: Eukaryota; Metazoa; Chordata; Amphibia; Anura; Dicroglossidae
Product: neurexin-1-like
Exons: 6
Coding region: 608-1510 (300 amino acids)
Source: RefSeq, a predicted model, not a curated record
AACCUCCUUCAAUCCUUCUACCAGCACCGUACACCAGACGCAGAUUGAUGGGUUGUAUUAGACGUCAUCUGAAUGGGAUCUCAUUAUUGUUGUGGAAAGGAAAAAAGAAGAGUUGUUAAGAUUUUCCAUGUCGAAGGCUUGCUUCGGUCUAACAGUGCAUCAUUUCUGCUUGAGCGGGAGAGAAAGAUCUAGGAGAACCAUGAGUGAUGAUUCAUGCCCUCUUUUGUAGUGCCAUGGCAAACCCGUCCAUGAUCUACUCUUACUGUGGGAUUUAGGUGAGAAGUGAAGAGAACGGUGUAUGCUUAGCUUUGGAUAAUCUCCCAAAAGAUUAUCCAGAUUUGGAUGCUAAAAAGAGUUGGGCUUCGCUGAAAUACUACUGAAGAGUUUGGUGGCCACCAUGCAUGGUACAAUGGAACAUUAGAGAUCCAUAUUUUUACAAAAAAUCUUUAACAAUUAAGUGUGAAUUUGGCCUACUUGGCUGUCCACUGAGCACUGGUGGGCCACGAGAGUAAGACACAAUAUUACUGUUGGAUUGGAGCCCCACUAAGAAGUCAAUCUGGAAGAUCCACGCAAUUUAAAGGACCCUCAAGACAUUAAGUCAUUCAAAAUGGCUAGUGUCCUUAAGCAAGGGGGACUCAUUAUCUGGAUGAUGUUAAUUCUUGGAUGCAUGGUGGACCUGGGCUGUGGCCUAGAAUUCCCUGGGACAGAAGGCCAGUGGACUCGCUUCCCUAAGUGGAAUGCAUGUUGUGAGAGUGAGAUGAGUUUUAACAUGAAGACCAAGCGAUCGAGUGGACUCGUUAUAUACUUUGAUGAUGAGGGUUUCUGCGACUUCCUGGAGCUCAUUCUCUAUGAGGGAAAAUUGAAGUUAAGCUUUUCUAUCUUCUGUGCCGAACCAGCUUCUCUCCUAACAGAUCUUGCAGUUAAUGACAACAACUGGCACUCAGUGGUCAUCAAGAGAAAUUUUAAGAACACAACGUUAAUCUUAGACAAGGAAAGCAAGUGGGUGGAAGUGAAAUCGAAACGGAGAGAUAUGACGGUCUUCAGUAAUCUUUUUAUAGGUGGGAUCCCACCUGAACUAAAAUCCUCAACGCUCAAAUUAACGUUCCCAGCAGUAAAAGACCACAGCCCUUUUCAAGGUUGGAUAACUGAUGUCCGGGUCAAUUUCACAGACUCCUCUCCUGUAACCUACAGUGACAUUAAGUUGGAGGACACUACAAACCCAUGUGACAAAGAUCAGGUUUGUCUGAAUGGCGGAAUUUGUUCAGUUGUCAAUGAAGAAGCCAUGUGCGACUGUUCCCAGACCGGGUUUCAAGGAAAAGACUGCAGUGAAGAAGACAACCAUGUAGAAGGUCUGGCGCACCUGAUGAUGGGCGACCAAGUUCUAGGUAAAAGUAAAGAAGAAGAUGGAGAGAAUCCAUGCUGGCUCAUGGGUGUGCACAGCUCCGCCAUCUUGUCCCGUUCUGAUGAAUUGGACGAGGGAGGCCAUGGCAUUGAGUGUGAUCUGGAGUGA